Punica granatum (pomegranate) is the source of this 1928-nucleotide messenger RNA. Lineage: Eukaryota; Viridiplantae; Streptophyta; Magnoliopsida; Myrtales; Lythraceae. The record is from RefSeq and is a predicted model, not a curated record.
GGCUUUACCACAAGCACUCAGCAAUCUCUCUCUCUCUAUCUCUAUCUCUCUCAAGUCAAGAUGGAAAAGAGGUAUCCAAUCUCAACAUAUUUCGUCAUCAUCUUCAUCGUAAGUGGAUUAAUCUCGGCCAUGGGCAAGUCCAAACCUUAUUCAAUUGCCACCAAGUUUCUUCCUCGCCUACCUAAUAAGCUCCCUUCUCUUCUCAAGCUCUUCGCCGAUAAACUCCACUCGGACCCCGGCAGCAUCAACCUCGUCUCCACCGACUUCGGCAACAUCGUCCGAGAAUCCCCUGCCGCUGUCCUCCGCCCCACCUCCUUAAACGACAUUCUUUCCCUCAUUAAAUCCUCAUACAAAUCCUCCACCCCAUUCAAAAUUGCUGCCCGAGGACGGGGCCACUCGUUGCGAGGCCAGGCCAUGGCCCGGGAUGGUGUCGUUGUGGACAUGAUGUCCCUUCGAGAACAUAUGAUGAACAACAAUAAUAACAGCCAGAACCGAGCCAAAAUUGCCUGUGUCUUCCACAGCCUUUCUGGUAAACAUCACCAUUAUGCCGAUGUUGGGGGCGAGAUGUUGUGGAUCGAUGUAUUACGGGACACAAUGGAGAAAGGGUUUUCCCCUGUCUCGUUUACGGACUAUUUGUACCUAACCGUUGGUGGGACACUCUCUAAUGCGGGGAUAAGUGGGCAGACAUUCCGGUACGGUCCACAGAUCAGCAAUGUGCAUGAGUUGGACGUGAUCACUGGAACUGGGGAGUUCAUGACCUGUUCGCCCUCCAACAACUCCGAGCUAUUCUAUGCUGUCCUAGGAGGCCUAGGACAGUUCGGGAUCAUAACCCGGGCUCGAAUUGCCCUAGAACCCGCACCAAAGAGGGUUAAGUGGGUAAGAUUGCUGUACGAUGACUUCUCAGCUUUCACGAGAGACCAGGAACAUCUGAUUUCAAUCAAUGGAAGGAAGCAAAGCAAUGCGCCGGACUAUUUGGAAGGUCUCCUUCUGAUGAACCAAGGCUCUCCAAAUAAUUGGAGAUCUUCCUUCUUCCCGUCUUCCGAGCAAGCGAGAAUCAUUUCCCUAGUAACCAAACAUGACAUUAUCUACUGUCUCGAAGUUGCCAAGUACUACGAUGAUCUUUCCUAUAAUUCAGUUGACAAGGAUCUCGAGGAUUUGCUCAGAGAGAUGGGACAUAUCCCAGGAUUUAUGUUCAAGAAGGACGUUUCGUACAUGGAAUUUUUGAACCGGGUACGACCAGGAGAGCUUCGUCUUCAAGCUCAGGGACUUUGGGAUGUUCCUCACCCGUGGCUGAACCUUUUCAUCCCAAAAUCUCAUAUUUUUGACUUCAACGACGGCAUUUUCAGGAACAUUGUUCUCAGAAACAACAUCACCGCCGGAAUCGUCCUCGUUUACCCUAUGAACAGAAACAAAUGGGACGAUCGAAUGUCUGCAUCCAUACCGGAUGAAGAAGUUUUCUAUACCGUAGGGUUUCUUCAGUCGAGUGGCUUUGAUGACUGGCAGCAUUUCGACCAACAAAACAAACAGGUCCUACAAUAUUGUAAGGACGCCGGUAUAAGCAUCAAGCAAUACCUUCCCCAUUACCGGACUAAAGAAGACUGGGCCAGACACUUCGGCUCAAAGUGGAGGACUUUCCGUGAACGAAAAACACAGUUUGACCCGAAAAUGAUACUAUCUCCUGGGCAGAUGAUCUUUAAUUAGAAGAUAAAUAAUGCUAUAGGAUAUAUUAAUAAUUAUUAUCCUUCAUAUUUUGCUUCGAUAUAUAUCAGGUUUAAGAUUACACAAGCAUAAGUAGUAUAGGGACUAGGUUCUUGACUAGGUUACUCUCUUUUUUCUUUUUCCUGUUUGUCAAUAGAUGUAUGUUGUAAAGAAGAAUGAAUCAAGUAUAUGAAGGAAUUAGAUUGCUAUCAUGGAUUCAUUCAUAUAUA